Messenger RNA from Paramecium octaurelia, 3229 nucleotides. Lineage: Eukaryota; Ciliophora; Oligohymenophorea; Peniculida; Parameciidae. The record is from the annotation of a GenBank genome assembly.
AUGUAGCAAAUCGAGGAUCAAUACGUGCCAAAUGAGGAAGAAUAUGAACAAAAGGAUUAGACGACGAACACUCGUUUUGGUAAGUUUGUCAAAGAGCAAUGGGAGAAAAUAGAAAAGAAGAAUUUCAGCUAAUUUGAGACAAGAGUCUUGUCUACACUACAAUAAUUGGGUAAUAACAGUGCAGAGGAUUUGAUCGAGAAAUAAGCAGUCGCGGAGGUUGUGCAGAAGGAGAAGGAUAAUAGCAAGUAAAAGGGUGGUAAGCAGAAGAAACCAGAGUAAGCGCCGUAAUAAUAGGAGGUUUAGAAAUCGAAUGUCAUCUACGAAAUUUGUGUGGGUCAAGACUUGUACUUGAAGUACCUGAGACCAAAAUUGGUCGAGUAUGGCAUUCUGAGCAAGAUUGAUGAUGGCAAUCCCAAAUAGGAGGAGAAGAAGCAGGCAUAGGGUAAGAAGGGUGGUAAGAAUGCAGUCAAGAAGGAAGAUUUGAUGCGUAUUGAGUUGUCGAAGGACAAGGUUAAUGAUCAAACGGUGAAGAUGUUACAAUAGAUGGGAUUGAUCAUUUUAAAUCAGGAUUUAAAGCCUAAGGAAAAUGAAUUUCUUAAAACUGAAUAAGCAAGUAAACGUAUCAAAUCCUUGAAAUGGAUGGAACUCAAGUUCUCAGCCUUGAUGAUCUAUGCCACUCAAUUGAUCAAGUGUCACAUCCACUCCAAAUUCAGGGAUGAAUACGCCUUCGAAUUAAUCUAUUUUCUGAAAAAUGUCUAUCUCAACUACAAGGAAUACGAGGGUCAAUCCUAUUUGGAUGAGACAAAGAAGGAAAGAUUGGCACCUCAAGCAGUCGAGGAUCUCAGAUACAAACUCAAAGAGUUGUACAAGAACUUUGGUUUCUCAAACAGAGUCUUGUUUAAUAAGUAUCCAAAAUUGGUCAUCGAUACAGAUUUAAAUCAAGCAUUCAUCAGAACUGAUGUGCGUCCAUAUAAGUCAUAGGAAAACCUCUUGGAAAUCUUGAAGAAAGCAGAAAAGCCCUCCUUGAUCUUCUUUAGUACUAUGGUUGGUACAGGUAAGACUGUGUUGAGUGUGGCCAUUGCUUAAUACUUGGCACGCUUGAGGGAUAGCUAUGCACUUCAAGAAAACAAUGCCUAUAAUUAAUUGAAGAAUCUAGGAUAUAGGAAUCCCAGAGAAGUCUAAUUUUUGUAUUGUUGUCCUUUGGAUACCGUGAGAACCUAAGUAGGUGCUGCUGCGUAUGAGAGGAAAUUGAAAUUUGCUAUUGCAUCCAUGUGGAAGGAUUCAUAGAGUUCCAAGCUGGAUUCUGAUUUAGGAUAUGCUGAAUGUCCAAGAUUAGUCAAUUCCUGGUAAAAUAGACAGGAGGAAUUCCCAACUUUGGUUGUGGCUGACUUCAAGACUACCUUGGAGUUGUUGAAGGAGAAACACACCUUGUCAGAAAGGGAGAAGCAAGUAGUUAGAUGGUAGGGUAAGGAUCGUAAAUUGGUGUCUCAUAAUCCAGCCAAGCAUGGAAAGGAUUACAUUUUGUUUAUCGAUGAACCCACAGUUGAUGCUGAUUUUGCAGAUGCCGAAGUGACCAAGAUAUUGAUUGACAUAAUUCGUCGAGCUCCCCCCAUUACGAUAUUAUCAAGUGCUACGUUGCCACCUCCUGAGAAAAUCCCAAGUUUCAUCAAGCUUUACAGGAAGGCUCAAAUUUCAGAGAUUGAUAUCCCUGUGGUCCAUGAUUCUCAAUUCCAUAUUGGUUGUUAGGUCUUUUCUCAUAGUGGUCACAAGUUCUUGCCACAUUAUUAGGCAUAGAACAAAUAGCAAUUGGCUGAAAUCUUGGAUAGAUUGGAGAAGAACCCAUUUAUGAAGAGGUGCUACAAUGCCAAUGCUUAUUGUGAGUUGUAUGAUAGAAUGAAGGGAUGUGGAAUAGCCAACAUCGAAGAUUUUGAAACAUUCGAUAUCAUCACUCAAGAAUUUGUAUAAAGAAAGAGCAUUGAGUUAUUGAAGAUAUUGUUAACAGUCGAUGAUGAAUCAUUUAAGAAAGUGUGUUCAGAAAAACAGGACGUUGUUCAACUAUAAGAAUUAGCUGAACAAGAGUAAGAGGGAGGAGAAUAACCAUAAGAAGAAGAGGAGGGAGAAUAUGAGUACGAAUACGAAUACGUGUAUGAGGAAGUUGAGGAUACAGGAGCAGUAAAUUAGACCGAAGAUAAUUCGUAAUUACAAUAGUAGCAAUAAUAAAAGCCAAAAUCAAAAUACACAUAUACAAUCGAAAUAGAUGAUGAGGACAAAAUGAAGUUCACAGCUCCAUAUCACAAGUUAGAUAUUAGACAGUUGGGUGGCAAUAUGGCUCAUAAAUUCUUGGGGGGUUGUUUGAUUGCUGUAAACAAGCCAGUCGAGUUCAUCAGAGCCAAAUUCCACAAACUCCUCAAGAAGUGUGCUCCAGCUUCAGAAUACGUGAAACAAUAUCUAAAAUAACACGAGUAUUUGGAGAAGGAAAUCCAGAAGAAGGAAAGAGAAAUCGAUAACGAGGACGAGAGAUCCAAACAAAUCCAAGCCUUACAAGAAGGCAUGAAGUUGACAAUAGCAUUUCCUGACUUCUUGAAAAUAAAUACAUUGGAACAUUACAAAGUAAGCAAUAAUUCUCAAUUAGAAAUUCGUUACCAAUGAUCCCUUGUAUCUAGAACAAUACAGAGCCAGAAAGGCAUUCUCGCUGGAGGGAAUCAACUAUCAACUUGAUAUCCCGGAUGACAUUAUGUUGUAUCUCUUCUCUGGAAUUGCAGCCUAUACAGAAAAGGUAUUUUAAAUUGCAUGAAUCUUUUAUUAGUAAUCCGAAUUGGACAUUGAUUAUUAUGAGGAGGUGUAGAAGUUGGCAUCAAACGGGCAAUUGGCUCUGAUUAUUUCAGAUGAUUCUAUGUGCUAUGGUGUCAAUUACCCCUUGAAUCACGUCAUUGUAUUUGAUGAGAUGGCAGAAAAGCGAUCCGUCGGCGCCUUGUUUCAGUUGAUAGGAAGAGCUGGUAUUGAAGUUAAAUCCAAAGUUUUAUAGGUCGUGUCGGUGUUUCAUGGACAGCCAAUGCAUAUUUGGGGGAUAAGACCUUCGACAGAUUGAUCAAGUAUUUGAACGGGUAGAAUGAGGAGACUGAGAGGGACGAGGCCUUCAACAUCGAAUAGUAAAGUAAGAGAAUGAUUUAACAUCUGAUUGAAUUGGCAAAAAAGAAAAAGGAAUAAUAAUGAACGUAUUAAUACAAUU